Molecule: messenger RNA, 526 nt
Organism: Seriola dumerili (greater amberjack)
Lineage: Eukaryota; Metazoa; Chordata; Actinopteri; Carangiformes; Carangidae
Gene: hcrt
Product: hypocretin neuropeptide precursor
Exons: 2
Coding region: 1-450 (149 amino acids)
Biological process (GO): feeding behavior; neuropeptide signaling pathway
Source: RefSeq, a predicted model, not a curated record
AUGACUCCUCUUCACACAAACCAGAAGAUGACGUGGUUCCCCACCAACUUCCAGAAAGCUGCGGGGAUGGAGGUGUCUAAUAGGAAAGUCCUGGUGCUGGUCUUGAUGCUGCUGCUGUCUCACCUGACCUGUGAUGCUCACAGCAUGUCUGAGUGCUGCAGGCAACCAUCUCGCUCCUGUCGCCUCUAUGUCUUGCUGUGUCGCCCUGGCAGCAAGGCCUUGGGUGUACCCCUCACAGGAGAUGCCGCCGCCGGCAUUCUCACUCUUGGUAAACGGAAAGAAGAUGAGCAUCGCUUGCACAGCCGACUCUACCAGCUCCUGCAAGGCUCCAGGAACCAGGCAGCAGGGAUCCUGACGAUGGGGAAGAGGACUGAGGAGAGGGGUGGAGAGCAGUACAUGGACUGGAUGGCUCAGUCGGGAUCUACCAUCACAACACCCCUUCCUCUCUGAAGGCAUACUUAUACCUCACAGUAUAAGAAUACUGGGACUCUGUUAAAAUGUAGGUAGAAAAAUUGCACUAAUUUUG